Molecule: messenger RNA, 1155 nt
Organism: Plasmodium berghei ANKA
Lineage: Eukaryota; Apicomplexa; Aconoidasida; Haemosporida; Plasmodiidae
Product: methyltransferase, putative
Exons: 1
Coding region: 1-1155 (384 amino acids)
Source: RefSeq, a predicted model, not a curated record
AUGAGGCCUUUCUUCGAUUCUGAUAUUGUCGUAAACUUUACUCUAUCUGAAGAAGUAAUACAAAGAGAAAAAAAAAUUAUAGAAAAUAAUAAAAGAGCUAUACACGAAUUUCAGAAAGAAAAAUUAUUACAAGAAGGAAAAAAAAAUUGGGAUAAAUUUUAUAAUCAUUAUAAAACAAAUUUUUUUAAAGAUAGAAAAUGGAUUAAAGUUGAGUUUGAUCAUAUUUUUAAAGAUGGAGAUUUAUUAAAUGACUCUAAGAAUUAUGAAAAGGAGCAAAAAGAAAAAAGGAAAAUAAUUUUAGAAAUGGGAUGUGGUGUAGGAAAUACAUUAAUUCCACUUUUACUAGAGUAUUGUAAUUGUGAUUUUAUUGGAAUAGACUUUUCUAAAAAUGCGAUAAAUUUAUUGAAUGAAAAAUGGAAAAAAAUUGUUCAUAUAAAUGAGACGUUAAAAAAUGACCAAAUGAAUAGCCAUAAAGAUGCAGUGAUAAGUAGUGAUUGUUUAUCUAAGGAAAAAAUGAAUGAACAGAAUUUAAAUGACUUAUUAUCUCUUAGCGACAUUUCAAAUACCGAAAACCAUAAAAUCGAAAAUAUUAAUGAUGCUGUUAGGAAUAAUAUUUCUACUGAAAAUGGUUACAUUAUGGAAUAUGAAGAUCAAGGAGAAGGGGAAAAUUAUUCAUGUAUCUACGAUUUAAAAGAGUAUAAAAAAUUAGGGAACUUAAUAAAAACAUUAGUAGUGGAUAUAACAUCAGAUAGCGAAGUAUCGACUGAUUUAAAUGAAUUGGGGUUUGUUGAUGUUGUUUUACUUAUAUAUGUUUUAUCAUCUGUUUCACCAGAAAAAAUGAUAAAUGUAAUUUUAAAUUCAUAUAAAUAUUUAAAAAGUGGUGGUUAUGUUUUAUUAAGGGAUUAUGGAUUGUAUGAUUUAACACAAGUCCGAUUUGCUAAUAAGAAAGAAAAAAAAAUUUCUGAUAAUUUUUAUGUUCGCGGGGAUAAAACAUUUGUUUAUUUUUUCACAACAGAAGAACUUCGUAACUUGUUUUGUCAAAAUGAUAUGUUUGAAGAAAUUCAAAAUAAAUAUAUUACUAGAAUUGUUAAAAAUCGAAAAAGAAAUUUAGAAAUGAAAAGAAUAUGGGUGCAAUCAAUUUUUAGAAAAAAAUAA